UAAACCCGGGUGACUGACAGAAGGGUAUAAAUUCUCCCUCCUGGUCAGGUAGUUUCCACGGCAACGACGACGACGACGACGACGACGACGACGAAGAAGAAGGCCAACCACCACCACCACCACCACCACCAAAAUGGCCACCCCCCUCUUCGGCCUCCUCCCCGCCGGCUACCCAGUCAUCACCACCCCGACACAAACCCCCUCCCCAACCAGCUUCAUCUACGCCUUCCCGCCGACCCGGCCCUUCUCCCACAUCGCCGUCUUCUUCCUCCCCGACGCGCCCCGGAACGACCAGACCGCGGCCGCCAUCUACCUCAUCACCCCGCCCUCGCCGGGCCAGGUGGAGCCCAACCACAAGUUCCUGGGCGGCAUCGGGCAGGGCAAGGACAGCGCCAUCUUCAAGCUGGGGCCGGCGGCAGCCGGAGGAGGGGACGGCAGCGGCGGGAACGUGGUGAUCGGGGUGUCGCUGGAGCCGGCCGAGUCGGUGGGGGCGCGGGUCAUGGAGCUCUCCGCUGCUGCUGCUGCUGCUGGUGCGUCGUCGGAGGGUUCGUCUUCUGCGCUGGUCCGGCAGCAGCAGCAGCAGCCGAGUACGUUGGUGCUGGCGCAGCGGAUUAUUAAGAACGCGUUCAACUUUUUGGCGGGGUUCAGUGGCACGGCGGGACAGGUGGAGGUGGUGCCGCUCAAGGCGUUUGAGGAGUGGUGGCGGAAGUUUGAGGGGAGGGUGAGGAGUGAUCCGGGGUUUCUGGAGAGGGAUGAUUGAGGGAGUGAAAGGUAAAGGGGUGGUGGGG
Messenger RNA from Chaetomium fimeti, 788 nucleotides. RefSeq lists its product as uncharacterized. Gene Ontology annotation, molecular function: nuclear import signal receptor activity. Bases 134 to 760 code for a protein of 208 amino acids. Gene Ontology annotation, cellular component: cytosol; nucleus. NCBI's taxonomy places the organism in Eukaryota, Fungi, Ascomycota, Sordariomycetes, Sordariales, Chaetomiaceae. The record is from RefSeq and is a predicted model, not a curated record. Gene Ontology annotation, biological process: protein import into nucleus. The transcript has a single exon.